Molecule: messenger RNA, 860 nt
Organism: Labrus bergylta (ballan wrasse)
Lineage: Eukaryota; Metazoa; Chordata; Actinopteri; Labriformes; Labridae
Gene: ptrhd1
Product: peptidyl-tRNA hydrolase domain containing 1
Molecular function (GO): peptidyl-tRNA hydrolase activity
Source: RefSeq, a predicted model, not a curated record
AAACAAACUGAAUCUGUUCCUGUUCGGGCUUGAAGAUGGCUGCUACCGGAGCCGCGUCUCCCGGCCGCCUGGUCCAGUAUGUGGUAGUCCGGUCGGACCUGGUCCACAAGCUGUCCUGGCCCCUGGGAGCUGUUAUAACUCAGGCCUGUCACGCGGCCACUGCAGCCAUUCACCUGCACUACGGCGACCCGGACACACAGCGGUACCUGGCGGAGCUGGACUCCAUGCAUAAAGUGGUGCUCGGGGCUCCGGAUGAGGCCGCUCUCUCCAGUCUCUCAGAGAAUCUGUCCCAGGCCGGAGUCGCCCACAAGCUUUGGAUCGAACAGCCUGAAAACAUCCCGACCUGCCUCGCCCUGAAGCCGUGUCCCAAAGAGACAGUCCAGCCGCUGCUGCGCAAGUUCAAACUCUUCAAAUGAGAGACUUUUUUCUCCGUCUAUGAACUGAAGCGUACAGAGAGUCAAAGUGAGAGAGGCCUUUCAGUAUCUAUUUAAGUUAGAAGAACAUCUGGAAGUUCGGCUCAGUGCAUCCAUACACCUGUAUCUGUGAAAUUAAAGUCAGACGAUGUAAAGAUGCCACCUCGUGCUUUUAACCUCAUUUGCUCUGAGCAGACAGUAAAUCACCCUUGUUUUAUACAGUUUAAAUAAAAUAAAUGUUAUCUAUCUUAUCCCCUGCCUCAAGUUCCCACCAUGGCAGCCCCGCCUGGAAACCACCUCUCACAUCAUCUUACGUUACAAUGGAUUGUACCACCUAAUCCUAAAAUUGAACUAAACUUAAGGAUGGAAAUAUAACCUGCUCUGUUGUGUUUUUCUGUCCUGACUCAUGAUUAAAGUUUGUUCAUGCUUGAAUUAUGUGAAGCCACA